This is a messenger RNA of Neodiprion virginianus, 3486 nucleotides long. It is a transcript of the gene Oli, whose product is annotated as class E basic helix-loop-helix protein 23. The coding region runs from base 912 to 1775 and encodes 287 amino acids. NCBI's taxonomy places the organism in Eukaryota, Metazoa, Arthropoda, Insecta, Hymenoptera, Diprionidae. The transcript is spliced from 5 exons. Gene Ontology annotation, molecular function: protein dimerization activity. The record is from RefSeq and is a predicted model, not a curated record.
CCUGAGGGAGGGGAAAAGACACACAACAAUAAACCCUGCCGUGGUGCCGCUCCGCCAAAACCUCGUCUCUCCAUUACUCUCUUUAAUUUACAACAUAUUAUCAUAACAAUAAUCAUAAUCAUAAUCAGGGUGUCGAAGAAUCCUUUGAACAUUAUUUCAGUUUCUUUAUAAUUAUUUUUUAAAAACCCGUUAUAAGUGCGCGGUACUUGGUAAUAAAAUAUCUUGAAAUGCGUUCGAUGAACCUAGGCGCGCCGCCUGUAAGGAUCAGGAUUAAACGAAGCACCCCGUGAGCUGAUUCGAAUGUAAAAAAAAAGAUGAAGUAUUAAGUAAAUCUAACGAUAGCAAUAACGACAUUAAUGAUAGUGACAAAAAUUUUACAUCAAAAUGAAAGUGAAGUGAUCUACAUGCAUGCGGUAUAUAAUAUCCUAUAUAUUCACAUACAUGAAAUUAACGAGACUUUGAUCCGCAAAAGACUCGCGGUUAUCUUACUCAAUCUAUAUAUCUAUCCUUCCCGUGUACUGUGAUGUUCUAUUAUUGAAGGGUGGCGUGCGGAGCACGGAUAAAAUGGCUGUGAUUAACCCCAAUAGGCUAUUUCAUCAGUUACAGCGGUGAAGGUUAUUUUUUUCACCUAAUGCAAAUACAAUUCUGAUUACUAUCGCAAAUUGUCAGCGCUGACGAGUCAAUUGAAAGAUAAGAAAACGAGAUAAAAGCAACGGAAAGAAAUAAAUAACCCAAGAUAUCAGAUGAAAAAAUCAGGGAGAACUGGACGGGGCGAUCAGAUGGUUGACACUGGUUUUCAGAAGGGUUAAGCAUUACAGAAGAUAUAUUCCAUCGAGUCAUUUUCGUUUCCUUGGUGUUUUCCUUCGUUUCUUCUCACCUCUCGCUUGUUUUCCUUAGUCAAUUUUUGAAUAAUGAGAUCUUACGACGGUGAAAGCAGCUCGGGUGACGAAGACGAUCGCAGGGAGGGUGGUCCUCACGAUGCUCACAUUCAACAAGGCACCUGGCAACGGUCUUCGGCCCAUCCAACAUGGGCGUGGGAUCAUCGAGCCGCUCACCAGCUGCCGUCUCAGGGAACAGGGUCACUUGAGUCGAUGGUAUACCCGCCCCCCGGAGCCUCGCAUCCAAGUACAGGGCUAUCCUCGUCGACAGGCUAUUCAUCGGAACACCCGCAGGGAACAGCGGGUCGACGAACACCCCUGGGAGCCGUAGGUCUCGGUGGAUUUUACUUCCAACAACAGCCGCAGCCGCAGUCAUCUGCGGCCAGUUUGUCCGACGAGAAUAGACCCGACCACGAAAGACCUGGUGUAUCGCGGCUGAAUUGCAGUCCCUCGAAAACCAAAACAACAAGACAGGGGAAAAGCGUACGUCUGAACAUAAACGCGAGAGAACGCCGCAGGAUGCAUGACCUGAACGACGCCCUGGACGAACUUCGUUCCGUUAUACCAUAUGCUCACAGUCCGUCCGUGAGAAAGCUAUCGAAAAUCGCUACCCUGCUUUUGGCAAAAAAUUACAUACUCAUGCAAGGCAACGCUCUUGAGGAACUGAGACGUGUCAUUGCUGUUCUCCAGUCGCCGCAUGCGCACACAACCGCCUUACCACCAACCCCUGCAUCCUACGAUCUUUUGCACGGUUUUCCGGGAAAACUGUUCCAGGGAGUUCAAGGCGUGGUUCAAGGAACCGGUACGGUGAACGUUUCCACGUCGAACUCUUCUCAAGCAGUAAGUGCUGGCGGUGGGCUGGUGGACAGUGGCGGCGGGAGCGGCGAAUCGACGUAGGAGAAAUCGUCAAGAGAAAUGAGAGUCGAGUCGGAAAGUAGAGCCAAGAAGUAAAGUAUAGAUAUAUUACGCGCUAGAAGUUAUUUAACAGAAUUAUAUAACAUGAUAGAAAAAACUAAGGAAACUAAGUCAAAGACGAGAAUUUGAAUUUACUAACUAUGUACGUGAAUACAAUAUAAUGCGUAUCAUACAUGAUACAAGUGAAUUAGCUGAAACCGAAGAAAGUACUAGCUGGUAAGAAAAUCUAGUCAGUAAAUAACAAUGAUAACGAUAACAUUGAUAAGAAAAUCAAGAAUGUAUAGCAAUAAGACGUCCUGCAAGAACCGUCGUCUCUAACCAAUGCCGUAUUUUUUUCGUCCGCGAUUGAUAUUUUAGAGAAACGAUGGAAAAAAAAUUCUGCAAUCUCCAUGAAAAAAAUUUCAUUGAACCAGAGCUUCCAUGUUUUGGUAUUAUACGUAACAGAUUCUUCUCGUUUCUUAUUCAACUAUUCGAUACACGAUAUAGUACAGUCAAGGAAUUGUUGGGUACUCUAGUUUUGCAUUAUUUUGGUUUUGGCAUUAAUAUCGGUGAUCAUUUGGUCGAUUCGAGAACGAGAUUCAAAUUUUUUAUAGCUUGAAAAGUAACAAGAGAAAAUGAAAACGAAAUUGAAAGUAUUAUCUAUUUUCUAGAUACAUUCCGUCUGCAACACGAUAGUCAAUAUAGCAUGUGAUAUAUGUCAAAGUAUGCAUAAUUAUUGUGCAUACAAUGAUAAAGGUAACAGUACAGUAUGUAAUAAUAUGUCGAUGCCCUCUAAUCACUCAACUUUAGAGAGGCUAAAUACAAAAGAUUGAACUUUGGCGUGACGAUUAUAAUCCAAGUAACUCUACGGAUUCCAAUGUUGAAACAAUUAUCUUCUGUACUUGUACGCAGAAGUUAAAUGUUAAGUCUUUUAUAAUCAGCCUUUCUGAAAUGAAGUGAAUUUUAUUGGGGUCCAUCGAUAUAGUGUAACGUUUUAAAGUUUAGCGAUGAAUAUACCGAAGUUUAACGGUAUAUCCAAUAGUAUUAUAUUCAAUAAAGAGUUAUCAUAAUUUAUACAUCGAUAUAAAUAAUAUGUAUCUAUAGAUACAAUAUUUCAUAAAAAGAGUAAUAUGUACACGUCAGCUUGUUUACAGAGUUGCGUAUAAAAUAAUUUUGUCAGAACUGUUCGAAGUAAUUAUUGUCGAUUGGAUAAAGACGUAGAUUUUAGAUGUAAAUCGAAUCGUUGUAGAAUAUUCUAAUCAAACGGCCAACGCAUUUCAUAUACAUAUUACCGUGCACAUACGACAGGCUGCAUGAUUGAAAAGUAUAAAUACUUUGCCUUGUAUCAGCGACAAUCUGCUCUCGUUGUUUUUUUCUGCCGUGUGUAUCGAACAUCGGCGUUUCUGAAGCGUGGAUACAUAUGGAAAGCAAAAUAAAAAUACAUAAACAAUAAUAACCUGGUUUACAUACGAAUCGUACGAUAAACAGUAAGCGGAUGAUAACCGUGUCGAACCUUUGAGGAUCCUCUUAUGACUCAAAUAGCAGUCGGUGUCGAGACGAAUAAAACGAGCCCCCAUAGUCACAUUUGGUUAAACUGAUCGCGAGAUGUCGAAUGUUUCAAUUUCAGAUUAACUAACGUAUCGCUAAUUAUCUAAACGAAUAGCAGACGACACCCGUGCGUAGCGUAAGUUGCUCUGAAAUUUCAAACACCAAU